Schistosoma haematobium is the source of this 1023-nucleotide messenger RNA. It is a transcript of the gene N6AMT1, whose product is annotated as HemK methyltransferase member 2. The transcript has 4 exons. The coding region runs from base 364 to 1023 and encodes 219 amino acids. The record is from RefSeq and is a predicted model, not a curated record. Gene Ontology annotation, molecular function: protein methyltransferase activity; S-adenosylmethionine-dependent methyltransferase activity. NCBI's taxonomy places the organism in Eukaryota, Metazoa, Platyhelminthes, Trematoda, Strigeidida, Schistosomatidae. Gene Ontology annotation, cellular component: eRF1 methyltransferase complex.
CUGAAAACUACGGAUUGAAAAAACGACAUAGAUGGCCAUGAUACUUUUGAAAGGAAACUUGAUAUUCCCGUUGCAAAAAUUACUCCAGACAUAUUUAACAACCGUCUCGAGUGUUAUUCAUUAUUUAAACGUUCCAAGCCUCUCAGAGACUUUUGCGAGAGUCCGACAAACUGACACUUCUCUAUUACCUAUAGUAAGCGUUUGGAGUUUGAUAUCAAGUACAACGGCCGCGUACUGACUUGAAUUCCAAGGUCGUGCGGAUCCAAAAUCGUUGUUCAAAUCAGUCUAUUUUUGCUCAGCUAGUGACUUCUGAACUGAAGUCUAUACUCUGAGGUGUCCCUCGUAUCUCUACUUAUCUAUCUCAUGACCACUCCAAUAACAUCCUGUAUGAACGAAUCGGAGUUUUCAGAAGUCUACCCACCAUCUGAGGAUUCCUACUUAUUUUUGGAUGCUUUGGAGUUGGAUUCUGGAUUUUUGUCCGAAUUGAGGCCCACUUUAACUCUUGAAGUUGGAAGCGGUAGUGGAGUUAUCAGUGCAUUCUUUUGCUCAUCCAUUUCAAAACCACUCUUCCACAUAUGCACCGACAUAUCCCUCACUGCAUGUUACGCUUCUCUACGUGUGCUGAACGUAAAUGUUCCUAGUACAUCGGUGACAUAUGAUGUAAUUAAUUGUUCUUUAGCAACUCCCCUCUUGUCUAGACUAUAUAAAAGUGUGGAUUUAGUCAUGUUUAAUCCUCCCUAUGUACCGACAACGUCAGACGAACACAAAGCUGCUAGUUCGACUAUAGUUGCCUCAUGGUCUGGUGGGCGACUGGGAAGAGAAGUGAUUGACCCAUUUUUAAGUCAAGCUUACAAUUUGCUCUCACCGCACGGCUGCAUUUACUUACUGUUAUCGAAAGACAACUGUCCUGAAGAAGUACAUCUUAUGAUGAAAAAGUUGUCUAAUGGAAGAGUCCGUGCAAAAGAAAUUCUUCAUAGACGAGUUCAUAAUGAAUUUUUAACUGUAUUUCGCUAUAGCUGUUGA